UUUUUCACAACACAUCAGCGUAUCGAACGCCUGUGUUCGAGCGUAUGCGAGUUCUUUAAAACGAGAUAUUUUAACAUAUUUACUAGUUGUUAUCUAUUAAUCUUACAUAAACUUAUACCCUAGAAAAAGGUUAAAAUCGAAAAACAAGUACGGAGACACUUUCGCCAUUGACAAUAUGUCGAGUCGUUACUACCCAAUCUACCGUCGAGGUAAUCCGCAGCUGCGCGUAUUUUUGCCGAAUUUCUUUAUGAAGCUGGUUCGCAGCAAAGUCGAUCAUCCUCCAAAUAUUGUGCACUUUGUCGUCCCGGUACAAAUGACACAGUUUGACGUUAAAAAUUAUCUCGAGAAGAUCUACAGGGUUCCAGUAGCUCAAGUGGAAACCAAGAUAGUUCUCGGUGACUUCAAAGCAGAGAAAACUAAAAGAUAUAUGAUCAAGGACGAUGAUUAUCGACUGGCCACCGUUACCCUACCUGAGGGCUGUACCUUCAAAUUUCCUACGCUGUUCCCCCCAGAUAAGAUUAGGAAAGCGACCGAGGAUAUGAGGAAACAUCAACAGCAAGUCGACGAACAUGAACGCACUUAUCAGCGGGAAGAUCCAAACAGACAACAUGUGCCAAGUUGGUUCGCGCUAUAGGAUGCACCGAUUCUUCAACCUCUGUUAGUAACUUCUACGAUCGAUUCGUGUAUAUUCAGUUAAUCUAUUUUAUAUUGGAGAGGGGUCAUGUAAUAAUCAGUAGCUUGAACUAUAAUCAUGAAGUAAAAAAAAUUCUGUGGGAAAGAAAGGUUCAAUAUUUAUAGAUAAAGGCGCUGAAUAAAGAAAUGGUGCUGUGACCAUACAGUAAGUAAA
Messenger RNA from Varroa destructor (honeybee mite), 847 nucleotides. It is a transcript of the gene mRpL23, whose product is annotated as mitochondrial ribosomal protein L23. NCBI's taxonomy places the organism in Eukaryota, Metazoa, Arthropoda, Arachnida, Mesostigmata, Varroidae. Gene Ontology annotation, molecular function: structural constituent of ribosome. The record is from RefSeq and is a predicted model, not a curated record. Gene Ontology annotation, cellular component: ribosome; mitochondrial large ribosomal subunit. Gene Ontology annotation, biological process: mitochondrial translation.